AUGAAGAUGAUGAGAGAGCUGGACCCCUUCUGCUGUGAGGACAGGGGAAACGGACCGCGACAGCCCGAGCACCACCGGCGGGAGGGUAACCCCAGCGAGACACCGGUGGUGUACCGGGCAGGACCCGGGCAGGGCCUCGAGGUGCGGGAGCAGCUCCAGGGAACCGGGGGGGCACCGGGGGAGCAGCGGUACCAGCGGCAGCCGGUUCCUCUGCCUGGGCCCUGCGCGGUUUUAGUACAGGGCUGGGCAUAUUCCCUUGUGGAUUCCAGUCAAGUGUCUACUUUCCUGAUUUCUAUUCUCCUCAUAGUCUACGGCAGUUUCAGGUCUCUUAACAUGGACUUUGAGAAUCAAGACAAAGAGAAAGACAAUAGCAGCGCAGCUGGGUCUUUUAAUGGCAACAGCACCAAUAACAGUAUUCAAACCAUUGAUUCUACCCAGGCGUUGUUCCUGCCAAUCGGAGCGUCUGUGUCUCUCCUAGUUAUGUUCUUCUUCUUUGAUUCAGUUCAAGUUGUCUUUACAAUAUGCACAGCAGUCCUCGCAACAAUAGCUUUCGCUUUCCUUCUGCUCCCGAUGUGCCAGUACUUAACACGGCCUUGUUCACCUCAAAACAAGAUUUCCUUUGGCUGCUGCGGGCGUUUCACUGCUGCUGAGUUGCUCUCAUUUUCUCUGUCUGUGAUGCUUGUCCUUAUCUGGGUCCUAACUGGCCACUGGCUCCUUAUGGAUGCUCUGGCUAUGGGCCUGUGUGUCGCAAUGAUAGCCUUUGUUCGGCUGCCGAGCCUGAAGGUUUCCUGCUUGCUGCUCUCUGGGUUACUAAUUUAUGAUGUCUUUUGGGUCUUUUUUUCUGCCUACAUCUUUAACAGUAACGUUAUGGUGAAAGUGGCCACACAACCAGCUGAUAAUCCCCUUGACGUUUUAUCCCGGAAACUUCACCUGGGACCAAAUGUGGGCAGAGAUGUUCCCCGUCUGUCGCUGCCUGGUAAACUUGUAUUUCCAAGUUCCACAGGCAGCCACUUCUCUAUGCUGGGGAUCGGAGAUAUUGUGAUGCCAGGUCUUCUGCUCUGCUUUGUCCUGCGCUACGAUAACUACAAAAAACAAGCCAACAGUGAUUCCUGUGGUGCCCCAGGACCAGGGAACAUCUCUGGGCGUAUGCAGAAGGUCUCUUACUUUCACUGCACACUUAUUGGAUAUUUUGUAGGUCUAUUAACUGCAACAGUAGCUUCUCGUAUUCACCGGGCAGCCCAGCCUGCCCUACUCUAUUUGGUACCGUUCACUUUAUUGCCGCUCCUCACCAUGGCCUAUUUAAAGGGCGAUCUACGCCGCAUGUGGUCUGAGCCUUUCCACUCCAAGUCCAGCAGCUCCCGUUUCCUGGAAGUAUGAUGGAACAGAUAGAAAGUGACCUGAACUUCUGCCUUGGUCCUUUUCACUUUAACUUGUGGCUUUGUCGUCUCCUGCCAUCUGGACUGGCUGGUACUUGGGAAGGUACCAAUUAUGAGACUUGUAUGAAAGGACUUUGUAUUAAAAGGAGGAAAAGAAAAAGAAAAAAGCUAAGAUCCUGGAGCUCCGCGUGACUCCGUAUCUCCCUGCAGAUGUGGAAUUGGGGACCCUUUGUGCAACUGCAGCCACUUUCCUCUUUUCCUCACUCAGAUGGAUUAGUACCAGACUAUUACCUUUGUGAGCGGAAGAGACACACUUGAAACUGAAAACGGCUUGAAGUCGUUCAAAAACUUGUGAACACUAAAAGAAAAAAAACGGUUUAAGCAAACUGAAGCUUCUUCAGAGAACCCCUCGUGUACAUUGGGACCAGUUUCCUGCUGGACUUCGGUUUUGAAAAGAACUGAGACAGAAGGUCUUCUGUCACAAUAUUGGGUUUUUUGAUUUAUUAAAUAUUUCCUGUGGUGUGAGGUUACUUAUUAA
Messenger RNA from Charadrius vociferus (killdeer), 1914 nucleotides. RefSeq names its product signal peptide peptidase like 3 (gene SPPL3). Gene Ontology annotation, biological process: membrane protein proteolysis. Gene Ontology annotation, molecular function: aspartic endopeptidase activity, intramembrane cleaving. The record is from RefSeq and is a predicted model, not a curated record. Lineage: Eukaryota; Metazoa; Chordata; Aves; Charadriiformes; Charadriidae. The coding region runs from base 1 to 1377 and encodes 458 amino acids. Gene Ontology annotation, cellular component: Golgi-associated vesicle membrane; cytoplasmic side of endoplasmic reticulum membrane; lumenal side of endoplasmic reticulum membrane. The transcript is spliced from 12 exons.